AUGAUAGAAAUCAAGGGCAUGCUGCAACAACUCAUUGGGACAAAUGGAAAGAUGCAAGAAAAGUUGGCCUCACAUGAUUCGGCUAUUAAAGGCAUUGAAACUCAAUUAGGCCAGUUAUCUAUGGCCUUGAACAAUCGCCCACAAAGAACGUUGCCUGCAGACACAAACAUCAAUCCAAAGGAGCAGAACCCAAAUCAACUAAUGGCAGUGAGUCUCAGGAAUAGAAGGGAUUUAGAUAGAGAGCAAGAAGUUGCUCAAUAUAGGAGAGACGCAGUGCUAAUUACUCCAGUGACAUUAGAGACCGACGAGUCAACAGAGCUCACAGAAGUUGUAAUUGAACAUGCACAAGUGGACAAAGGCAAGGAGAAGGAAUUUGAACAACUCACAGAACAGGUGGUGGAAAAGGCUCCUAAUAAAGAAAAGACACCAAGCAGUGGGCAGAAGCUAACUCCUGCACCAUUCCCUCAAAGGUUGGCAAAGCAAAAGAAAGAUGAUCAAUAUAGGAAAUUCAUGGAAAAGCUUAAACAAAUUCAAUUGAAUAUUCCGCUGAUGGACGCUUUGAGGGAAAUGCCAGGUUAUGCAAAAAUGAUGAAGGAUCUGAUGUCUCGAAAAUCUGACUUCCAGGACCUGUCUACUGUAACUCUAACUCAAACUUGCAGCAUGGUAGUGACAAGACCUAUGGCUCAAAAAUUGUCUGAUCCCGGUAGUUUCACUAUCCCAUGCACAAUUGGAAGUUAUGCUUUUGCUAAAGUAUUGUGUGACUUAGGAGCCAGUAUCAACUUGAUGCCUUUGGCAAUCUACAUAACAUUAGGCAUUGGCAGAGCUAUACCGACCUCAAUGUUGUUGCAACUAGCUGAUCGCACAGUCAAAAGGCCGACAAGAAUUCUGGAUGAUGUGCUCGUCCAAGUGGGGAAGUUUUUAUUUCCAGCUGAUUUCGUUAUUCUUGAUUUUCAAGUUGACGAAGAAAUACCAAUAAUUUUGGGGAGGCCGUUCUUAGCUACUAGGAGAGCAUUGAUCGACUGUGAGACUGGAGAGUUAAAAAUGAGAUGUGGAUGGUGUAAGUUGGCAGAGUGGGUCAUUGCUCUCGAAGGUCAAGGGUUCUGGAAACGGGAACCCCAGUUCAAGCCAUUACAGUUAGAAGAAAGGGCAACACCGCCUGCGAAGCCAUCAAUAGUGGAGCCACCACAAUUGGACCUAAAAUCGCUUCCAGCUCACCUCAGGUUAGCAUUUGAGGAGCUGGAGAAGAGACUGGUAAAUUCACCAAUCAUCGUUGCAUCCAACUAUGUGCAGCCGUUCGAGCUCAUAUGUGACGCAAGUGACUAUGCUAUAGGAGCAGUCCUGGGGCAGCAAAAGGACAAGAUAGAAAGGACAGAUAACCAAGUGGCAGACCAUCUUUCAAGGUUGGAGGGAGCUGAAAAGAAAGUAGAGGUUGAAGAUAUAACUGAGACAUUCCCGGAUGAACAAUUACUAGCAGUGCCUUGGCAUGCUUCACAAUAUGGUGGGCACUUUGGAGGAAUUCGGACAUCGGCGAAAGUGUUGGAGUCGGGUUUGUAUUGGACGACUUUAUUCAAGGAUGCACAUGCUUGGGUGAAAAGUUGUGAUGAGUGCCAAAGGACAUGCAACAAAUCUUGCCGUCACGAGAUGCCGAUGACUACAAUUCAAGAGGUGGAAGUAUUUGACAUGUGGGGGAUUUAUUUUAUGGGACAAUUUGUCAGCCCGUAUGGUAACAAGUACAUAUUGGUAGUAGUUGACUAUGUAUCCAAAUGGGUUGAAGCUGUGGCCCUUUCAACAAAUGAUGCCAAAGGAGUGACAAGUUUUCUAAAGAAAAAUAUUUUUACACAUUUUGGCACUCAGAGAGCUAUAAUCAGUGAUGGUGGAACCCAUUUUUGCAAUAGAGCGUUUGCAAGGCUGUUAGAAAAGUAUGGAGUUCGCCAUAAGAUUGCCACACCUUACCAUCCACAAACGAGCGGGCAAGUGGAAGUGCCCAACAGGGAAAUCAAAAGUAUCCUGACCAAAACGUUAGUGUUUGGAAAAGCAUGCCAUCUUCCGGUGGAGCUUGAGCAUAGAGCCUUAUGGGCACUGCGGCAGUUGAACUUGGAUAUGGAAGCCGCAGGCACAAGUAGAGUCACAGAGCUACAUGAACUCGAGGAAUUCUGGUUCCAUGCAUUCGAGAACGCAAGAUUGUACAAAGAAAGGAUGAAGAUGAUGCAUGAUAAGCACAUUCUAGAUCGAAACUUCAAACCCAGAGAUCUAGUGUUGUUAUACAACUCGAGAUUAAGAUUGUUUCUGGGUAAGCUAAAAUCUAGAUGGUCAGGACCAUUUAGAGUUAUGCAAGUGUUCUUAAGUGGAGCAGUAGAAAUUGAUCAAAAGAUGGAACGAAUAGGUUUAAAGUGA
This is a messenger RNA of Nicotiana tabacum (common tobacco), 2394 nucleotides long. The record is from RefSeq and is a predicted model, not a curated record. NCBI's taxonomy places the organism in Eukaryota, Viridiplantae, Streptophyta, Magnoliopsida, Solanales, Solanaceae.